AUGGAGCCAAAACCUGGAGCUCCCCGCCUGCGACGGUUAUUGCCAGCCACAGGCGGAGGGCAGCCACUAGCUUCUCCCGAACAGGCUGUUAGGCGGAAGAAUAUAACGACAGCAUGUGGUGCUUGUCGCAAACGGAAGUCCAAGUGUGACGGCGCAAGACCGAUAUGCCACCCCUGCAUCCGUAAACGGUCAGCCUGCGAGUAUACCAGCCAGCCGCACGAGACGCAGCUUCAGGCCCUGAAACGGAGAUACUCUGAGCUCGAACGGACAAAGUCCGCUAGGGAUGAAUUGUACGACAUUCUCCGCAUAUGCUCCGAUCGUGACGCCGAGCACAUAUUGCAGAAGAUCAGAACUGGCAUAAGCCCCGAUUCGCUAUUGCGAUGCAUUAAGGAAGCCGAUAUGUUGCUUCAAGUUACGUUGCCUCCAGAAACUCGGUUUCGAUACGACUUCCCGAUUGUUAAAACUUUCCCUCGUUCUCUUGAGAAUGAGGAUAAUCUUUACCUAACGCAGUCGAUCUUCCAAGCAAAAUUCAAUGUAGGGCCACAACGAGCUUCACCUGCCGGUAGCCCAUAUCAGAAGCCGUAUCAUGCUGCGCACGUCGUUGAACGAAAGCUUGACGACCUAAAUGUUUCGAGGUGGACUUCGGUCACGUCCAAUAACACCUUGAUAAGGAAUCUGCUCCGCGACUACUUUCUUCAUGAGUACCCGUACUUUCCGCCAUUUCAAAAGGAUCACUUCCUUGGAGAUAUGGCAGCAGGUAGCACCCGGUUUUGCUCGGAAUUAUUGGUCAACGCCGUUUUAGCGCGAGCUUGUCAAAAUUGCGACAUGAUCCAAAAUCGAGCCAACUUCUGGGACCCGGAUAACUUAUAUUAUAAGUUUUUUGCCGAGACAAAGCGGCUAUGGGAACUUGCGGACAAAGAUGGCGCUGUUGAAUUAACAACGAUUCAAGCCGCCAUACUAAUAGACCUCAGCUAUCGCGUAAAUGGUCUGGACAAAAUCGGGUCGACAUAUCUGCGACAAGCCGUCGCCAUGGCUGAGGUCAUGCAGCUUUUGAAUACAUUCCCCAACGACAUGGACAUGGAGGAGCGUAAUGCACGAGACUUUACUGCGUGGUGUUUGUUCUCGUACCAAGUGUGUCAGACCUACUACUUUUUCCAGAAACCACUUACCAACACCCGGCCAAUGGCACCGCUGCCAGAUCCGGCGCAGAGCAGGGACUGGUAUGGCGAGAUUUGGGUUAAAUAUCCCGCAGACGACACCAUUUACGCGACUCAUUUCGGCUACAGCUUUAAAGCCAUGGUCGAGCUUCACGCCUUAAUGGGUGACAUUGCGUUUCAAGCUUUCAGUAUUCCUGGUGAAAUUACGAAAUUGAGUUAUGAGGAAGCCCUGAUGCACCAGUCGAAAUUAGAUUCUUGGUUUAGCAGGCUGCCGGCGACACUGUCGCCUUCUAAUGCCGUGUUCCCGAAUCAGCUCAAAGUCCACCUAGAGUUUCACAGGACUGUCUGGACCCUUUUGGAUACCUUUUCCGAGGUUGCAACCGCAAGUGGCCAGCGUGGCAUAAUGACGGCAAGCGUUCACUUUGAGACGAUCAUGCGGCUUUAUUUCCUACGGCACAGCUACGCGUUUCCCGAUAGUUUUAUGAUGCUGUUCAUGGUCACCUUGGGGUUUAUAUCUAUCGAGCGGCUUACAUUUAAGGAGAAUCAAGCCGAGAUAAAUGAGAUUUGUUCCAUAAUUCUGCUCUGCGCCAGAGGUCUUUAUGAGCAAAGUCUGAAGUUUUACGUCGCUGAAACCUUGCUACACUUGACGAGGGGAAAGAUGGGCCAGGGCACCCUCGACAUGCUGGGCGCGUAUGUUCCUGCCCAGCGAGACAUUGACUUGAAGCGGUGCAUGGCGGCGAGACUAAAUAGAUCUGAGCUGCCGAUGACUGCUGCAAAAAGUGGCAAAGAUCUGACCUUGGUGAAGAUGGAGUCUAUGAUUAAGGAGUUUGAAGACUUGUAA
Messenger RNA from Pochonia chlamydosporia 170, 1998 nucleotides. RefSeq names its product C6 transcription factor. Gene Ontology annotation, biological process: DNA-templated transcription; regulation of DNA-templated transcription. NCBI's taxonomy places the organism in Eukaryota, Fungi, Ascomycota, Sordariomycetes, Hypocreales, Clavicipitaceae. The record is from RefSeq and is a predicted model, not a curated record. Gene Ontology annotation, molecular function: DNA-binding transcription factor activity, RNA polymerase II-specific; DNA binding; zinc ion binding. The transcript is spliced from 5 exons. The coding region runs from base 1 to 1998 and encodes 665 amino acids.